This is a messenger RNA of Dalotia coriaria, 752 nucleotides long. It is a transcript of the gene RpL11, whose product is annotated as ribosomal protein L11. The record is from RefSeq and is a predicted model, not a curated record. NCBI's taxonomy places the organism in Eukaryota, Metazoa, Arthropoda, Insecta, Coleoptera, Staphylinidae. The transcript has 4 exons. Bases 97 to 684 code for a protein of 195 amino acids. Gene Ontology annotation, biological process: translation. Gene Ontology annotation, molecular function: RNA binding; structural constituent of ribosome. Gene Ontology annotation, cellular component: cytosolic large ribosomal subunit; ribosome.
GCCCCUAGUGGUGAUUAUGCACACCAAGCUGCGUGCGCAUACACCAACAUAACCUGCGAGCUCCGUAUUCCACCAAAGCUCCUUCUAGUUAAAACCAUGGCGCCCGUCGCACCGAAACCAGCCAAAAAAGCCACCAGUGGCAAGAAGAAAGAUGUUAAGGAUAAAUCCAAGAACAUUAUGAAGGAUUUACACAUUCGCAAAUUGUGCUUGAACAUCUGUGUUGGUGAAUCUGGAGACAAGCUUACUCGUGCUGCCAAGGUGUUGGAACAGUUAACUGGUCAGCAGCCAGUUUUCUCCAAGGCGCGUUACACGGUUCGUUCGUUCGGCAUUCGUCGUAACGAAAAGAUUGCAGUGCACUGUACUGUACGUGGUGCUAAAGCAGAGGAAAUCCUCGAGCGCGGCUUGAAGGUGCGAGAAUACGAAUUGCGCCGAGACAAUUUCUCAGCGAGUGGUAACUUUGGUUUCGGAAUCCAAGAACACAUUGACUUGGGUAUCAAGUACGACCCGACGAUUGGUAUCUACGGAUUGGACUUCUACGUCGUGCUGGGCAGGCCCGGCUUCAACGUGGCGCAUCGCCGCAGGAAGCAAGGCAAGGUUGGUUUUGCGCACCGGCUCACCAAGGAGGACGCCAUGAAGUGGUUCCAACAGAAAUACGACGGUAUUAUUCUCUCGAGCAAGAAAUAAAUCGUUCGUAAACUUUACGUGCGCUAAAGUUAUCAUAAUUCAUAAUAAUAAAUUUAAUACAAAAACAA